Messenger RNA from Nyctereutes procyonoides (raccoon dog), 3868 nucleotides. RefSeq names its product calmegin (gene CLGN). Bases 99 to 1931 code for a protein of 610 amino acids. Gene Ontology annotation, biological process: protein folding. The record is from RefSeq and is a predicted model, not a curated record. The transcript has 15 exons. NCBI's taxonomy places the organism in Eukaryota, Metazoa, Chordata, Mammalia, Carnivora, Canidae. Gene Ontology annotation, cellular component: endoplasmic reticulum; endoplasmic reticulum membrane. Gene Ontology annotation, molecular function: calcium ion binding.
CCGGCGGGAUUGGCCUGGGGCGAGCGGGACCGGGUGGCAGCGCCUCGGACAUCGGAGCUGCCGCUGCCCAACACGGGCCCGCGACACAGGUAAUCAGUAUGCAUUUCCAAAGCUUUUGGCUAUGUCUGGGACUUCUGUUCAUCUCAGUUAAUGCAGAAUUUAUGGAUGAUGGUGUUGAGAUGGAAGAUUUUGAUGAAAAUUCAGAAGAGAUUGAUGUUAAUGAAGGUGAACUUCCCUCAGAGAUUAAUUAUAAGACACCUCAGCCUAUGGGAGAAGUAUAUUUUACAGAAACUUUUGAUAGUGGAAGGUUGGCUGGGUGGGUUUUAUCAAAAGCAAAGAAAGAUGAUACAGAUGCAGAGAUUUCCAUAUAUGAUGGAAGAUGGGAAAUAGAAGAAUUGAAAGAAAACCGAGUGCCUGGUGACAGAGGGCUGGUACUGAAAUCUAGAGCAAAGCAUCAUGCAAUAGCUGCUGUAUUAGCAAAACCCUUCAUUUUUGCUGACAAACCCUUGAUCGUUCAAUAUGAAGUAAAUUUUCAAGAUGGUAUUGAUUGUGGAGGUGCAUACAUUAAACUCCUAGCAGACACUGAUGGUUUGAAUCUGGAAAACUUUUAUGAUAAAACAUCCUAUACCAUUAUGUUUGGACCAGAUAAAUGUGGAGAAGAUUAUAAACUUCAUUUCAUCUUCAGACACAAACAUCCUAAAACUGGAGUUUUUGAAGAGAAACAUGCCAAACCUCCAGAUGUAGACCUUAAAAAGUUCUUUACAGACAGGAAGACUCAUCUUUAUACCCUUGUAAUGAAUCCAGAUGACACAUUUGAAGUACUAAUUGAUCAAGUAGUUGUAAACCAAGGAAGCCUCCUAGAAGAUGUGGUUCCUCCUAUCAAUCCUCCCAAAGAAAUUGAAGAUCCCAGUGAUAAAAAGCCCGAUGAAUGGGAUGAAAGAGCAAAAAUCCCUGAUCCUUCUGCUGUCAAACCAGAAGACUGGGAUGAAAGUGAACCUGCCCAAAUAGAAGAUUUAAGUGUUGUCAAACCUGAUGGCUGGCUUGAUGAUGAACCAAAAUUUAUUCCAGAUCCAAAUGCUGAAAAACCUGAUGACUGGAAUGAAGACAUGGAUGGAGAAUGGGAGGCACCUCGUAUUUCUAAUCCAGCAUGUCGAAUUGGGUGUGGUGAGUGGUCACCUCCCAUGAUAGAUAAUCCCAAAUACAAAGGAGUAUGGAGACCUCCAAUGAUAGAUAAUCCUAACUACCAGGGAAUCUGGAGUCCUCGAAAAAUCCCGAAUCCAGAUUAUUUUGAAGAUGAUCAUCCAUUUCUUCUGACUUCUUUCCGUGCUCUUGGUUUAGAGCUUUGGUCUAUGACCUCUAAUAUUUACUUUGAUAAUUUUAUUAUCUGCUCAGAAAAGGAAACAGCAGAUCGCUGGGCUGCAGAUGGGUGGGGAGUGAAGAUACUGGUAGCAAAUGCUAACGAGCCUGGUAUAUUUAAACAGUUAAUGGCAGCUGCUGAAGAGCGCCCAUGGCUUUGGCUCAUUUAUUUUGUGACAGCAGGGCUUCCAAUAGCAUUAAUUGCUUCAUUUUGUUGGCCAAGAAAAGUCAAGAAAAAAUAUGAAGAUUCAGAGUAUAAAAAGACUGACAUAUGCAAGCCACAAACAAAGGGAGCACUAGAGCAAGAAGUGAAGGAAAAGAAAGCUGCCCUGGAGAAACCAGUAGACUUGGAAGAAGAAAAAAAGCAAAGUGAUGGUGAAACUGUUGAAAAAGAAGAGGAAGCUGAACCUGAGGAAAAGAGUGAAGAAGAAAUUGAAAUCAUAGAAGGACAAGAAGAAGGUAAUAAAUCAAAUAAGUCUGGAUCAGAGGAUGAGAUGAGAGAAGCGGAUGAGAGCACAGGAUCUGGAGAUGGGCCAGUGAAGUCAGUGCGCAAAAGAAGAGUACGGAAGGAAUAAACUAUAUUCAAGUAUUUUUAAUUCCUGAGCGAGAUACUUGGCAUUCUAAAAUCAGUGUGCCAGAGCUGAACUUGAGUCAGUCUGCACAUGUUUCUAAUAUCUAGCAAUGUUAUUCUUUUAGACACUUAUUUUAGUCUUUCUUUUCAGGAAAAAAAAAACUUUCAAGUUACCUGGUCUUUGAAUUUAGAGUAAAAAAGAGGGACAUGUUACGUAUCAGAUUUAAGAGACUAAUACCAUUAGAAGUUACCAAAUUUUAAUAGUUGGAGAAAGUUUUGGUUUGUACAGAGCAAAAUAAUAUGCAGCUUUGCUGCUGUUGGAAAAUCAGUUAUUGGAAUUUCCUCUUAAACAGCUAUACAACAAUAUAACUGGUAGUUCUAUAAUAAAAAUGAGAGUGUGUUCUGUUGUACAGAGCUAACUGCAAUAAAGUUUCUGUAUGGUUGUUUGACUCUAUCAACAAUUUAAAGAGUUGUAUGUGUCCCCAUUUGCUUAGUUGUGUCAAAUUACAGUUAUGACCUAUUGUUCACUUAAAUUAUAGAUUUCUUUAAAGAGGUGCUUUGUUGACAAGUCAGCAAAACAGAAAUGUCUACGUGUCAUUCAUAGAAUCACUGGUUAAUAGUGCAGCAUAUUUUACAUUUGAAUUCAAAGAUAAUAGGUUCAUCACAAUAUAAUGGUGUACAGAUACUUUUUAAGCUUUUAUAAUUGCUUUAUGCCAGAAAGGCUUACCCUACACUCAGAAGAUUGCUUAUGCAUACGUUGUUCCUGAAAGUAAAAUUUAGAUAUUUUUUCUUCUUUAAGUUAUACCCUCUUAAUAGGUAAAGUAUCAAGGGGGAAGCUUUAAAUUAUUUUCUCUUUCCUGGUCAUUAAGAGAUUCUAAUAGCUAAGCCAUCAAUCAUCAUGCUUUGUAUUUUUUAUCUUUUUUCCUGACAAAUUCAAAUCUAUUCUUAGCUUCAAAGCUGCCUCUCAGGUAGAUAGUAGGUAUUUCUCCUCUUUUUUAAAAUAGUUACCAGAAAUCACAGAACUACAUUAUAAUGGAGCUGUGUUAUUCCAUUUAAAAUAUUUUAAGAACUUUUUAUGUUUGGGUAAUAGGCUAGACCCUUUGGAAGGGGAUUUGAAUCUUUGAGACCAUGGAACUACUUUGAUACUAUCUAGGGAACUUUACACCAACUACUGGGUAAUAUUUUGGAUUUCUUUGUGUGCAUAUACCCUCCAUCCUUGGGCAGGCUCCAGCUCCGUUCCCAUACAGCCUGCUCCCUAGCAGUACAGUUAGAGCCCAUGUAUAAGGAAAAUGAGUCUCGCGCUUCUCUUUUUACUUACGUUAAACCAAACAGCCAGUAAUACUAUUCUCUCCUUAUUUCAGAAAGUGAAUUGAAAAUAAGUGCUUUAUUCUCAUUGCUAUGUACCGACUUCGUAAUUGGUGGUGGAAAAUCUUAAUAGUUAACCAUAUUUUAUGUUUAUUUAAUACUAACUGAACUUUACACAUCUUGCAAAGGCUCCCUUUCUUGCUUUGUAUUUGGAACAUCCAAAUGAGCUAGACAUAUUGAGUGAUUCUAGAGGACACUGUUUCUGAAGGUAAACUACUUCAAGAGAUAAAUCCUUAAUUUUAUGGAAACCUUUUUGCUUGACAAGUGUCUUGUAUGUGAACAUUUUUUCCUAUAGAUUUAUUAAAGUUUUUUUCUUUUUUUUUUUAAAUUUUUUUAAAGUUUUUUUUCUUUCUUGGUUGCAGAUUCAUUUUACUUUUAGUGUUUGGUUAAACUCCAUGAGCUUGCACUGGUAAAAUCUGAGCAACCUGUUUUGCCAGCGCACUGCUACUUCCUGUGGAUGGACCCUCUAUGGAUGUAUCACGGCUGAUAGGUUUAACCAAAACGUAAACUUUUAUUUAUAUAAGUACAUAUGCUAGAUCCAUGUAGUAGACAAAGCACAGUCUUCUUAAUAACAAG